CCUUCUUCCUUCUCUCCCAAAUCAGACUUCUCGAAAAUUGAGUUCAAUUUCUUCUGCGGCCGCCUCCACCUCGAUCAGCGCGGACCGAGGAGACCCCCCGGGAAAGAGAGCCCAUGGCUUCCUCUGCCCCGGGGAGAGCAGGAAGAAGGGUGAUCUCACUUGCGGCGGUGGCAGCGGCUGUUUUGCUAAUGGUACUUGCUGGGGCGGAGCCGGCGGCGGCGUGCUACCUGCGCUUGUUCAGCUUCGGGGACUCGCUGGCCGACACGGGCAACUUCCCCUUCUACUACGGCAAUAACUCCGGCGAGCCCGCGCUCCGGCCGCCCUACGGCGAGACAUUCUUCCGCCGCGCCACCGGGCGCUUCUCCAACGGCCGCCUCAUCCUCGACUUCAUCGCGGACACGAUGAGGCUCCCGUUCGCGCGGCCGUAUCUGAGCGGGCGGCGCGCGGAGGACUUCGCGUGCGGGGCCAACUUCGCGGUGGGCGGCGCCACGGCGCUCGGCCCGGACUUCUUCCGCGACAGGGGUUUCAACAUCGGCGACGGGAGGGUGCACCUCGACUUGGAGAUGAAGUGGUUCCGCGACCUGCUCGACCUCCUCUGCCCCGGAGGCCGCUCCGGUUGCUCAGACAUGAUGAGCCAAUCCCUUUUCUUGGUUGGAGAAAUUGGGGGCAAUGAUUACAACCUACCUCUUCUCUCCAGAGUACCGAUUGAGAAGAUCCGCUCCUUCACACCAAGUGUUGUUGCCAAAAUUUCUUCUACAAUUACCGAAUUGAUUGGGGUAGGAGCAAAGACUCUGGUGGUUCCAGGGAACCUCCCAAUUGGCUGUGUCCCAAGAUAUCUAUCGAUUUUCAAGAGUGAUAACAAAGAAGAUUAUGAGCCAGAGAGUGGUUGCCUCAGGUGGAUGAACGAGUUCUCAGAGUACCACAACAAGCUUCUUGUGGAGGAGCUGGAGAAGCUGCGCAAAGUUCAUCCUGAUGUAUCUAUCAUCUACGCUGACUAUUAUGGAGCUGCAAUGGAAAUUUUCCUUUCCCCUGAACGAUUUGGUAUCGAGGAACCUUUGGUGGCUUGCUGCGGCGGAGAAGGAACCUAUGGUGUGUCUCCAGCUGUAGCCUGUGGAUAUGGGGAAUACAAGGUGUGUGAUAACCCAGAUAAGUAUGGCUCAUGGGAUGGUUUCCAUCCAUCGGAAGCUGCAUACAAGGCCAUUGCAAUGGGCCUCCUUAGAGGAACAUACACACAACCGUCAAUUGCUUCCACCACCAGUUCGUGUCCAAAGCUUACUGAGCUGACCUCCUCUGUUGGAUACAAGAGCCGCGAUAUUGUACUGCACUUCACAGCUGUUGCCCAAGUAAUUGGUUGGGUCUUGUUUCACCUUUUGUUUUGUUAGUCACAGUUUACCAUUGUUCUUUUACUGCUGCUCAAGUUGUCUUCUUUGUCGUUUUAGAUUUGAUAUAUGUAGUACUGAACUACUAGCACUAAGCGUCCUCGCUUCUGUAUAGAGCUAGAGCUAGCCGUUAUAAGGGGAGUAUUUAACAACUUGCUAUCCUGAUUGGAUGAGUGGUGAACAAUUUGCCAUUGUCAGUUAUUCACAUAACCCAUUAUUAUAAGGAAAGGGUACAAAUUAUUUGAUCAUCUUGGCUGGUUCAGUGGAGAUGUUGUCUAUUUCCUCCUUCCCUAAAUUUAUGAGUUUGUUAUAGUCAAACUAGCCUAUGUUUGACCAAAUUUAUAUAACAAUAAUAUUAACAACAAACUUACUUAUUUGAUGCAGUAGAUGCCAGUAUUAUUCUUUAUUUAAUUGAUUGAACCUAGGAUAGUUUGACUUAGGUUAGAAUCAGAAAGAAGUACUUGUAUCUAAGUAUGACGUUGCUUAUUUUCUUGUAAGUGACAAGGAAAAGUCUAUUCACAGUUGCACACUAAUGAUUUUUUAUGAGGCAGCUAUGAAGAAAGUUUCGCACAUGUCCAUGACCAUGCCGGGGCGUCCUCCUUUCUGUCGUAAUCGAUUAUUAGUUAUGUUGAUAAUUAGACCCAUCACUAAUAAAAGCAUGGUUGUUUUGCUCUAUUCCAAUUCCAUCCAAAGUUCCGCUCAAAACAACCUGGAUUUCCUUCUACCUUAUCACAUUAAUCUGAACCCCAAAAACAAAUAUUUCUCUCCAUCUAUUCUCAGGCACUAAUUUGUUUGGUGAUGAUUUACACAUGAAGGUAUGCAUCUCAUAAUUUUUGCUUUUCUUAGUUUGAAAUUAUACUAUAUACUGCUUCUACUUUCUUAUCCGAUCUAACACUUGUACCUAUACAUUGCAAUAAUCCAACAGUAGUGAUACUCUGAUUCUAUUGGAGGGAUCCCUCUAUUGGAAUGCUUCUCAACCAAUCCAAUAUCUUUGCUACUAUAUCUACUUCCAUUGCAAUGUCCAGUAAUUUAACAUCCAAUGACGUACAAGAAGAAAAUAUUGAGAAUGACAAUGAAUUUGCUACUGAGGAGAUUGAAGAUGAUUGUGAUAACCAAGUUGCAGAGGCAGACUUGGUACCCGCUGAGCCAAAGAAGGGAAUGAUUUUUGCACUAUAGAUGAUACUUUUACCUUCUACAAGAGAUAUGCUAAAAUGAAGGGUUUCACUACUUACAAGAAGAAUCUCCUGAAUUGCUCAUGAUGAAAAGGUUAUGCGAUACUUUACGCUCGCCUGCAACAGACAAUGCAAAGGUUCAGUACUCAAAAUAUACAUUCAAGCCCAAUCCGGCAAUUCCCCUGCAGGAAUAGAGGUGUAAAACAGAGGAAAUGAAUUAGCUCGUGUGUGCAGUGUGCUAAAACCCUGUAUUUUUCUCCCUUCUAGUAUCCAUGUCAUUCCUCAGCAAAUAACAUUGAUUCAAGGAAGGUGACGAACAAAACUAAUUAGAUUAGUCUAAUUUAUUCUCCGGCCUAAACGAAAGAUGUUGAUCACUAUAGAUAUAUAUUUACCGAAAGCUGUGAAAAGCUUUUUAGCCACCACUCGAGUGAACGUAAACUUUUUGUAAUUCUUACAGUUCGUACAGUGGAACCUGAACCUUAGUAUGUUGCCAAAUAUUCAGUUUCUAAUUCAA
Molecule: messenger RNA, 3065 nt
Organism: Panicum virgatum (switchgrass)
Lineage: Eukaryota; Viridiplantae; Streptophyta; Magnoliopsida; Poales; Poaceae
Product: GDSL esterase/lipase At1g28600-like
Exons: 7
Coding region: 114-1382 (422 amino acids)
Molecular function (GO): hydrolase activity, acting on ester bonds
Source: RefSeq, a predicted model, not a curated record